AUGAAUGCAAGUUUCAAAGAAUUGACAAUUGUAAAUCCACCACCAUUAUUCGUAGACAUCGAGAUAACUGAUAGUUUUCGACGUUCACUUUACAAGAGAGCAGUUAAUAAAGCACCAAUUGUCAAGAGAACAGUUAAUAAAGUGCCAAUUGACGAGUUAAUACACUUCAUCAAUGAACGUCAAAAGAUCUUUAUAAAGAAAUCGAAAGGUAUGCCAUUUCCUUAUACUGAAGAUAAAGUGUUAUCUAAAUUCCGAUUCACUAAUGUGUUUCGUGAAGAUGACAAAACCUCAGUAAUAAUAACAAAUAUCCUUUCCGAUCAUGACCCAACUGAUGAAUUCUAUCUCAUUAAUCUUAUCAUUCAUCGUCUUGUUUCACGAAAAAGUAUCAAUGAACGACUUAAGUACAUUACAGAUAUUGAUGAAGGAUGGGCGAUACUCGAAAAUCGAAAAAAUCGUGGUUUACCGGUUAGUACAAACGCAUUUCAAAGUACUAUUACUUUCGAAGCACGAAGAGAUCAAUGGGAGAAAGUAUUUGAAUAUGGGAAAAAGGUAUGGGCGAAAAUUAUCAAACGAAAUCCACAACCAACAUUAUAUGAUGCUUAUAUCGAGCUGAAAGAGGAUAAGGAUAUUCCUCAGAUAGGAACCUUCACUGCAUGGCAAAUUGCCUGCGACAUGUUAAUGAUGGGAAUGGUGAUGUAUGGGGAUAAUAAGGCGUUUGCUAUAUUAGGCCCAGGCGCUGAAGAAGGUCUUAAAUACUUUGAGAGGAGUUAUAAUUUUGAGUUAUUACUGCAAAAAGUAAAUAUGCAUCUUGGGUCACAUUUUGAAGGAAGAACAUUACGCGGUUUGGAUUUAGAACAUAUUCUUUGUGAAUUCCAAAAAUAUUAUAAAGCCACCCAAGGAGACUCGAGAGGUUUGCGAAAGUAUGAAGAUGAUUAA
This is a messenger RNA of Ambispora leptoticha, 936 nucleotides long. NCBI's taxonomy places the organism in Eukaryota, Fungi, Glomeromycota, Glomeromycetes, Archaeosporales, Ambisporaceae. The record is from the annotation of a GenBank genome assembly.